This is a messenger RNA of Aspergillus homomorphus CBS 101889, 623 nucleotides long. RefSeq lists its product as uncharacterized. The transcript has 2 exons. Lineage: Eukaryota; Fungi; Ascomycota; Eurotiomycetes; Eurotiales; Aspergillaceae. The record is from RefSeq and is a predicted model, not a curated record. The coding region runs from base 165 to 500 and encodes 111 amino acids.
GCACGUACCAAGUGAUUACGUGGAUAGGCUUGCUCGGGAUGGAAACACAACGGCGACUUGCUCACAGGUUACGGUAAACAAGUUCCACGCGUGAGACGCUGGAGAGCAGUGUCCUUCAUUGUCGUCUCACUCUCCUCACCUUGGACGAGCUUUGACAUUGGGGCAUGAUCCUAGGAGCGAAGUUCUGGCUAUGUUGUUUGGCAGUUCCCAGAAUCACUUCAGCCCAUGGUCCAGACCUGAAGCCUGCUUGGGAUCCAAGAUCAGGGAUAAUAGAAAAGGAAAGCGCUGUUCGAUUUAUCGUUUCAAGUAUAUGCUUGGGCUAUCAAGGAAUCCAAUACAGAUCGCCUUCUUAUAACCAUCCAUUUUCUGUUCUGCGUCCAAGAAAUCUCGGUUGCUUUCGAGCUCGGAGGUUGUUGUGCUCUAUGUUCUGCCCCAUCGGUUUUGAGGGCCGCUCGAUUAGCAUGAGCUUGUUACCACCAUACCCCUCCCCAGCUCCUUAAAUGCUCUCCAGCUCACUGAUAAGGCAACAAGGUUGGGCAAUCAGUGAGACAAGUGUCUGGUCUAGACCGGGCAUUGGCAGGGACUAGACCGAGUCUGCUUCCUUUCUCCCCGUGUGGUGAGGA